AUGGUCUUGGUUAGAUAUUCUCUCAACAAGCAUUCAGAAUCUGUGGAAAAGAUUAGACGCUUCGAGAUGCUUUCAACAAAUACGUCGCUGAUUACAAAGAAGAUAUAUAUGAAUACAGCUGAACGGAAUUAUCGCUACAACGUUUUCACGGAAAACAUGGAACGCUGGGAGAAAGAUGAGCGCGUGCUUGGCGGAGAAAUUGAUCUUGAUGUCACCGAAUAUGCUGAUACUCCGUUGGCUGAAAUGAAGAGAGGUUUGUUCACU
Molecule: messenger RNA, 264 nt
Organism: Mesorhabditis belari
Lineage: Eukaryota; Metazoa; Nematoda; Chromadorea; Rhabditida; Rhabditidae
Source: the annotation of a GenBank genome assembly